This is a messenger RNA of Peronospora belbahrii, 1239 nucleotides long. The record is from the annotation of a GenBank genome assembly. NCBI's taxonomy places the organism in Eukaryota, Oomycota, Peronosporomycetes, Peronosporales, Peronosporaceae.
AUGGGGCGCAAGACGUGGGAAUCACUACCGGCUAAAGUACGACCUCUGCCUAAACGCUAUAGCGUAGUAUUGACACGCAAUACUAGCUAUAAAGAGAGUGUUUCGAAUAAUGUGGGCGUUGCCGCGAGUUUCUACGAGGCACUAGAGCUCGUGCAACAACAAGGAUCGAAAGUGGAUCAGGUGUUUGUCAUUGGAGGAAGCGCCGUGUACGCAGAGGCGUUGGCGUAUCGAGGUUGUAAUAAAGUGUACUUGACAAAGGUGAAGGGUCAGUUUGAGUGUGAUGCUUUUUUCCCUUUAGAACAAUUGAUGCAGAGUUAUAGAGUAGUUGCGGAAUCAGAGAUACUCAAAGAAAAUGGUGUAAAGUUUCAAUUCAUGGAAUGGGAGCGAAAAAAUAAAGAAUUGGAGGAUGUCGAGACCACAGUGUUGGUGGAUAAAACGACGCCACAUGAGGAGAUGCAGUAUUUAAAUCUGAUUCGAACAAUUCUGACGCAAGGAGCAAAGCGUGAUGACCGAACUGGCACCGGGACGCUGUCAGUGUUUGGAGCGCAAAUGAGAUUCAGUCUAAGGAGCAAUGUCUUUCCACUGCUAACGACAAAGAGGGUAUUUUGGCGAGGUGUGGCCGAAGAGUUGCUGUGGUUUAUUAGUGGAAAUACGAAUGCUCACGCGCUUCAGCAGAAGGAUAUUCACAUUUGGGACGGCAAUGGAUCGCGUGAAUACUUGGACAGUAGAGGACUGCAGUCACGUGAAGUGGGAGAUCUUGGACCAGUAUAUGGUUUUCAAUGGCGUCAUUUUGGUGCUAAGUACACGGACAUGCAUGCCGACUAUACCGGUCAAGGCGUCGAUCAGCUUGCCGAGGUAAUCCACAAGCUCCGUACGAACCCCAGUGACCGCCGGAUUGUGCUGUCAGCUUGGAAUCCAGCUGAUCUCAAUGAGAUGGCGCUACCCGUGCCACAUGUUUUGCCAAUUUUACGUGGCAAAUGCUACGCGCUGCUAACGCGUUUAGUAGCUCAGGUGGUCGGACUAAAACCUGGCGAGUUCAUUCAUGUCAUCGGUGAUGCGCAUAUAUAUUUGAAUCAUGAAGAGCCACUGAUAAAACAGCUGACGCGUACACCGCGUCCGUUCCCGACCCUUCACGUAAAUCCUGAGAAGAUUGCAAGCAUUGACGACUUUACAUUUGAAGAUUUCGAAGUGCGGAAUUAUCACCCGCAUGGUGCAAUUAAGAUGACGAUGUCGGUUUAA